Messenger RNA from Caenorhabditis remanei, 240 nucleotides. RefSeq lists its product as uncharacterized. The coding region runs from base 1 to 240 and encodes 79 amino acids. The transcript has a single exon. Lineage: Eukaryota; Metazoa; Nematoda; Chromadorea; Rhabditida; Rhabditidae. The record is from RefSeq and is a predicted model, not a curated record.
AUGUCAAAGGCGCAAUGCCCACUAUGUCUGGAGCCGUAUGUGGACAACAGAAACCUGGCUAUUCUCCGACUUGCCUGCUCCCACCGAAUGCACAAGAAGUGCCUCAAGGAUUUCGUCCAAAGCGAUGGGCCCACCAAGGACAUCUGCCCAGAAUGCAGGCAGCCGUAUGCGAUCAUUCCGGAUCCGGAUGGACCAUCAAUCUCCCGACCAACUACAGGAAACGACGACGCGCCGGGUUAG